Messenger RNA from Anguilla anguilla (European eel), 1766 nucleotides. It is a transcript of the gene gna14a, whose product is annotated as guanine nucleotide binding protein (G protein), alpha 14a. Lineage: Eukaryota; Metazoa; Chordata; Actinopteri; Anguilliformes; Anguillidae. The record is from RefSeq and is a predicted model, not a curated record. Gene Ontology annotation, cellular component: heterotrimeric G-protein complex. Gene Ontology annotation, molecular function: G-protein beta/gamma-subunit complex binding; GTPase activator activity; GTPase activity. Gene Ontology annotation, biological process: action potential; adenylate cyclase-modulating G protein-coupled receptor signaling pathway; phospholipase C-activating dopamine receptor signaling pathway. The transcript has 7 exons. The coding region runs from base 1 to 1068 and encodes 355 amino acids.
AUGAUGGCAUGCUGCUGCCUGUCAGCAGAAGACAGAGAGAAUAAAAGAAUAAACGAGGAGAUCGAGAGACGGCUCCGCCAGGACAAGAAGGACUCGCGCAGGGAACUCAAACUUCUGCUCCUGGGUACGGGAGAGAGCGGGAAGAGCACCUUCAUCAAGCAGAUGCGCAUCAUCCAUGGCGCCGGUUACACGGAGGAAGACAAGCGCGGCUUCAUCAGGCUGGUUUUCCAGAACAUUUUCACCGCCAUGCAGUCCAUGAUCCGCGCCAUGGAGGCCCUCAAUAUCGCCUACACAGACAGCCAGAACAGUAGCAACGCUGCCCUGAUUCUGGAGGUGGAGGUGGACAUGUUGGACACGAUGGAGCCCCCGCAGGCCGACGCGAUCCGGGCCCUGUGGGCCGACCCAGGAAUGCAGGAGUGCUACGAUCGCAGGAGAGAGUACCAGCUGUCCGACUCCGCCAAAUACUACCUGACGGACCUGGACCGAAUCGCAGACCCCGCGUACGUGCCCACCCAGCAGGACAUCCUGCGUGUCAGAGUGCCCACCACGGGUAUCAUCGAGUACCCCUUCGACCUGGAGAGCGUCAUCUUCAGGAUGGUGGACGUUGGGGGUCAGAGGUCAGAGAGGAGGAAAUGGAUCCACUGCUUCGAGAACGUGACCUCCAUAAUCUUCCUUGUGGCGCUGAGUGAAUACGAUCAGGUCUUAGUGGAGUGCGACAACGAGAAUCGCAUGGAGGAGAGCAAGGCUCUGUUCAAGACCAUCAUCACAUACCCCUGGUUUCAGUCAUCCUCCGUCAUCCUCUUCCUCAACAAGACCGACAUCCUGGAAGAGAAGAUUUUGCACUCUGACCUCGCCACCUAUUUCCCAGAGUAUACAGGCCCGCCGAAGGAGACACAGCCGGCCCAGGAGUUCAUCCUGAAGAUGUACCAGGACCAGAACCCCGACAAGGAGAAGACGCUGUACUCCCACUUCACCUGCGCCACGGACACCGAGAACAUCCGCUUCGUCUUCGUCGCCGUCAAGGACACCAUCCUCAGACACAACCUCAAGGAGUUCAACCUGGUGUAGGUGCGCGGCGUGGCGCAGGUGUGUGUGGUCUCAGGUGACAAAGGGGCUAUUAGGUGUAGCAGAGAUCUAGUGUCAGAGGGUGUCAGCUGUAGUACAGGUGAAGGGGGAGAGGUUGUCAGGGGUAGGACAGAUUUACCCUAACUUGCACUCAAUUUCAACAUCAGCAGUUUCGGCUCAGGUUUACAUUUCUCAUUUUUCUUGUCGGAGUAGAAUUUUACUUCCUAAAACUUAAUUCCUCUGAGAUAAAAAAGAAAGCUGCAAAUGGAGGGACAGUCGACAGCUUUGUGGACAGAAGUACUGAACUGGAGGAAUUUGCAUAGUGCCAGGUUUCCAGAACCUUUUUUCCAAUCAUCAAAAACUCAGGAAUUGGGCCAAGCUCCACUUUCUUGAACUUUUUUUAGACAAAGAGAUUUAGACACGGAAUUAGUUUAUGACACUGAUAAGAAAAGUAAACUAUGUUUUUAUUUAUUGCUAUAAUUACACUGUUAAAGUAGGACUUUUUCAAAUGUGUGUAAAUUAAAAAAGAAAGUGGCUCUCAUUCAGUAACCUGCACUAAAGAACAGAAGCAAAAUCUGACCUUUCACCCAAUCAGAGGACCAAAUAAUAAUUAAAAAUACAUUGAAAUGAUGAAAAUAUUUGCGUGUGUGCGUAUAUAUAUAAAUAUAUAUACACACAUACACUUAUAAACACACAGAUUC